Molecule: messenger RNA, 405 nt
Organism: Punica granatum (pomegranate)
Lineage: Eukaryota; Viridiplantae; Streptophyta; Magnoliopsida; Myrtales; Lythraceae
Source: RefSeq, a predicted model, not a curated record
AUGGUUUCUCUUCCCAUAUUCCAGGUCACCGUGAUUACCUUCUUGUUGAUCUUCACCAUCAAUGCCAGAAGCCUUCCUGACACGACCGUUCAGCUCGUCCUCUGCAACAGCCAAGCCUACUCGAGAGGAGAUCCAUUCGGAAAUAGCCUCACAUAUGUGAUUUCGGAUCUGGAGUCGAAGACCGCAAGCAUGAAAGACUACAAUUACUACGACAUUUCUCCGUACCCCAAUGCCUUUGCGUAUGGGCACGCCACUUGCAAUCAGAACCUCACCAGCUUGGAUUGUGGCACAUGCUUGGGCGCAGCAAAGAGUGCCAUGCUAGGAACGUGUCAAGAUCGGAUUGGGGCCCGUUCAGUGCUUCAGGACUGCUCGAUUCGGUAUGAGCAGUACCCUUUCGAUUAUUAG